GAUUUGUGAUUUUGGCUGUACACAGCUCCUUCAUCGACUUUUCCUCUCUCCUCGUUGUUCUUGGUAACGGCGAAGCGUUCAACAUCAUGGAGAAUGUUGUACCUCCUCAGAUAACUACAGAACUAACACAGAUAUUGUCCAAUUUGGUUUUGGGUGACAACGAAAUCAGAUCAAAUGCAGAGAAGGCCGUAAAUGAACGUCUCGAGCAGACGCCUGAGCUCUACUUGCUCGCUUUGACGCAAUUUGCGACGGCGGCAGACACAGAAGUGAUGCGUUCUUUCUCUCUGGUCUUGCUACGCCGACUUCUGUUUCGCUCACCAGUAAACCAACGUUUGUCUCUGUACGAUCAACUUUCUGCUCAUGCCUUGUCGACGCUGGAACGUUUACUACUCCACUCACUCUCACAUGAACCUUCUGUCGUUGUCCGGCGAAAGGCUGUAGACACUGUAUGCGAUCUGGCUAAUAAUGCGAUGUCUCGGGGAAGACCUUGGCAUGCCCUGCAAGCUCAGUCAUUUUCCAUGGCUGAGAGUAACGACGCGCUUGCACGAGAGUCAGCGUUUCGGGUAUUUGCAGGGUGCCCAAACCUCAUUAUGGAUCUUCAGACAGAGACUGUACUUGCAGUACUUGAGAAGGGUCUGCAAGAUCCACAAAGCGUUGAGGUUCGCCAUGCAGCCCUACGUGCUUCCGUAUCCUUCCUCUCAGCUACAGAACAUAACCAGCUGGCACAAGUUAUGUCAUUGAUGUAUCCCAUGCUCAACACUCUCCCAUACCUAUCGCACUCUCAACUCCCAUCAUUUCUGUCCACUCUGACACCACUUGCCUCGUCGCACCCACAGUUAUUUGCACCCCAUCUGCACAACUUAUUAAAAUUUCUUCCAGGUCUCAUCAUUCCAUCUUCUGACCCUGGACCAACGCCCACUGUUGCACGUCCAAACCCUGCAGGCGGUUCCAGCUUUGUGUUCCCUCCCCCAUCUGCCGACGAAAAGGGCAAAUCUCCUGCCACGGGCGAUCUUUCGGCUGAUGAUGAAGAAGCAGAAGAAGUCCGGAAAGCAGCGCUGGAAUUUAUGCUUAGUUUGAGUGAGGCUCGGCCCUCGAUGGUUAGGCGUGUAGACGGCUGGACUACUGCAAUCGUUCGUGGCUGUCUCGCAAGUAUGGGUGAGAUUCCUGAAGAAGAAACAACGAUCUGGUUAGAAGCAGAUCCCGCUGAAGAUCCUACGGAUGAUACGUAUCCUCAUGUCUAUGAGCAGUCGCUCGACCGUUUAGCUUGUGCUCUGGGCGGAAAGGCAGUUCUUCCACCUGCGUUUUCGGAUAUUCCAGGGAUGCUUGCGAGCCAUGACUGGCGUAUGAGGCAUGCAGGAUUGAUGGCUAUCGCUGCAAUUGCGGAGGGAACAGCUAAGGUCAUGCAGAAUGAACUCGGUAGGAUCGUUGAUUUGGUUACCCCAAUGUUUGCCGACCCACACCCACGCGUUCGAUACGCUGCUUGUCAAUGCAUUGGCCAACUUUGCACAGAUCUGGAGGAAGUCAUCCAAGAACAGUAUCACCAGCAGCUUCUAAAUGUUCUGAUUCAUACCCUCGAAGCGCCAGAACCACGAGUUCAUGCACAUGCCGCUGCCGCCCUUAUCAAUUUCUGUGAAGGCGUCGAGCGUGACAUCCUUCUUCCAUACCUCGAUCCAAUUGUAGAGCGCCUCCUCAAAUUGCUGAACCCCGGAGCAAGUGGCGAAGGCAAACAACCUAAAAGAUAUGUUCAGGAGCAGGCGAUCACGACGUUGGCCAUGGUCGCCGACGCGAGUGAAGCUACCUUUGCAAAGCAUUAUUCGGCGAUCAUGCCUCUCCUACUAAACGUCCUUCAAAAUGCAAACACUCCGGAAUACAGGAAGCUCCGAGUUAAAGCUAUGGAAUGCGCUGGUCUGAUCGCUAUCGCCGUUGGACGUGACGUCUUCAGACCAGAUUCUGCACAAUUCAUCGAGCUUCUCAUGCGAAUUCAAAACAGUCCUCCAGAUCCAAGUGACACAAUGUUAGGACACUACCUCAUUGCCACGUGGGCGAAAGUAUGUCAAGCAAUGGGUCCGGAGUUCGAGCCAUAUCUGCCUGUUGUCAUGCCACCACUACUGAUCGCAGCUAGUGCGAAAGCGGAUGUGUCAGUGUAUGACGAAGAUGAGUCGGCAGAAGAAAAGGAUGGUUGGGAAACAAUCUCCAUGGACGGUCGACAGGUGGGAAUCAAAACUUCCGCGAUCGAAGAAAAAUGCCAGGCAUUCGAAACCCUCGUAAUCUACUGUUCGACACUUGGUCCCCGCUUUGCACCGUACCUUAGCCAAAGUCUAGAGCUCGUGUUACCCUCGCUUCGUUUCUUCUUCCAUGAGGGAGUGCGAGAAGCAAGUGCAAUGCUCGUUCCUAUGCUUCUGCAUUGCGGAAAGCUGAGCAACACCUUGACCCACCAGAUGGUGUCCGCUUCCUUCUCUCAGCUUGUGAACUGCAUAGGGAUUGAGAACGACGUUUCCUUCCUAGCGUCUUUGUACAAAUGUUUCUCGGACUCUCUUCGGGUGGUAGGCGGACCUACGGCCCUUCCACAGGAAAUACAGGAUGGCGUCAUUGAGGCAACCAAGCGUCAAUUGCAAGCCCUCGCCGAUAGACGUAAGAGUCGUGCAAAUCUUCCCGCUAACGACAUUCGGGAUGAUAAAGAAGAACUUAUGUUACUCGAGGAGAUGGAGGACUUCGCUUUGGAGGACAUGGGUAAGAUGCUUCAUGCCUUUGACGCGAAUCAUCCAUUGUUGGUUGCGAUCUCGAGCGUGAGGGAGUUAGGUCUCCAUUUGGGACAGUGGGAUAGCAGCGAAGAGGGUGGCCAUGAAGGCUAGAAUGGACUGUCGUGGCGCAUGAUUUGACCGUUUCUGAGUGACUAUUGUGAGUAAGCAAUACCAGUUCUGUAUGUACCGACAUAGAGUGUAGAAGACAUGUUGUAAUGUAUGCUCGAAAAGCGGAUCUCGUCUGACUUAAGAGCCAAUGUUUACAAGGCCGAGCGACGCGAAGGAGUAGGGUUGUCAAGCAUACUAUAAACAUGUACGAAGUGGGAUGUCCGAAGCAUUACGGCUGCACAGGUCUCGUACUAUGCACAAGGCUUCCACGA
Messenger RNA from Somion occarium, 3121 nucleotides. Lineage: Eukaryota; Fungi; Basidiomycota; Agaricomycetes; Polyporales; Cerrenaceae. The record is from the annotation of a GenBank genome assembly.